This is a messenger RNA of Neolamprologus brichardi, 1307 nucleotides long. The record is from RefSeq and is a predicted model, not a curated record. NCBI's taxonomy places the organism in Eukaryota, Metazoa, Chordata, Actinopteri, Cichliformes, Cichlidae.
AAGAAGAGCCAAUCGAGCGUCGCGUUGUUGACGACCCGGGAGAAACAAAACUAGCUAAAGUAAAACAAAACUAGCUAAAGAAUGAUUCAUACGAGUUAUAUCUCUUUGUGGAAAAGAGGAUAAAGGAGUGUUAAUAGAGCUUCGACUUUUUAAACAAUCAAUUCGGCUUCUUUAAAUUUGGCGUUGUCACAACAGAGAAACUCCUUCGUACGUUUUGGGAAUAAAACGGGGAUUGGUAUCAACGGGCUCGUCUUUCUUUUACAUCUAUUUAAAAUGUUGUCUACUGGAGAUGUUCAAGGUUAUCUCCGUAAACUGGAAGCUCUCCUGCGAGUGAUCAAGUACCCGGGAUACGUCGACUACAAUGGGUGUUACGAGAUAUCUUCCAGUAUAAGCCCAUGCUGACCAAGCAGCAGUUCCUGCAGUGGGGCUUCUCUCAAAGGAAGAUCUCUGUCAUCUGUGACAUUAUUAAUCUGGUCCUGCAGAAACACAGCCAGCUGAAGAAGGUAUCCAAGAAGUCAUUUGUCAUACAUCACAUGGAAAAUCCUACAUCCCCCACAAACUCCUCCCACACUGAACCGUUCUCCUUGUAUAAUGGAAGACGUGCCUCUGGUGACGUACGCUCGCCUGAUUCUUCCAGCAGCGACGCUGCAGAGCUGCCAGGAAAAGAGGAUGAGGAUAACCGCCUCCAUAAUGUGGGAGAAGUCGUCACCGUAUCCAGGGAAAGCUGGGAAAACCUGAUAAGCAGAGUCCUGUUGUUGGAAACAAAGGUGGAACAGAGAAACACAGAGGUGCACAACACACAGCCGUGCCAGUCGUCUACCUCAUCGCACGCUUCCAGUUACACAAUUGAUCCUUCAAAGGUGCACAACACACAGCCGUGCCAGUCGUCUACCUCAUCGCACGCUUCCAGUUACACAAUUGAUCCUUCAAAGGUACUCGGGAUGCAACAAAGUUUCAAACGUUUGGCCAUGUGCCACGCAGAGCUGAAUGCUAUUAUGAAUAAGAACAGUGCUGAUGUGAAGGACUGCACCAUGUAUGUGGCUUUGUUCCCCUGUAAUGAGUGUGCCAAGCUCAUUAUUCAGGCAGGCCCAGGAUCGGUGCGCCAGGCCUUUGCUUCUGGCCACAGCCCAACACACAUUGCACUCGACCCCUAUGGCGCCUCCUGCAGGUGGUGGGCCUCAAGGAGGGAUGGGCCCUUGUCCCUUUUUCAGGGCCCCGGCCACCAGACGCUCGCCCUCACCAGACCUGGCAAAAGCUCCCCGACAACACGGCCCCUGGACCCCCUGGGACACAGAAAAGACAGAUGA